AUGGGCACGGACUCUGGCGCGACUAACGGAAAUGAAAUGCUGACACGGACUGGAUAUGACGAAGGUACGAACUGUACAAACGACAUGGCACUCUUGACGGACUCCGAUACAUCACGGAAAGGACUUGUUACGAGAUCGGACACUGACGACACGGCAUGUUUAACGGACUUGCGGAAGGGACCUGAUGGAGGUGAGAAGCGAGCUAUGACUCCUUCUGCCCUACCUCCUCGCGACUUAAAGGGCCGCUCCCUAAGAACGAAGAAAGGCUCUUCUAAGGGGCCACUCUGGGGGGGACUCGGACACUGUCUCCAGGCCGGGGUCCGGGGUCAUUGGAAAAAUACGGGUCGGAGUCCAUAA
Molecule: messenger RNA, 357 nt
Organism: Danaus chrysippus (African queen)
Lineage: Eukaryota; Metazoa; Arthropoda; Insecta; Lepidoptera; Nymphalidae
Source: the annotation of a GenBank genome assembly